AGUAAAAAUGGUAAUCGUCGCACUGCCAACGUGCGCUCAGUUGGGUACACGGAUCUGUUUGUUUUGAAUAAAAAUGAUCUAUGGAGCGCUCUUAAGGAAUAUCCAGAUGCUAGAAAACUGCUUAUCGCAAAGGGAAGGGAAAUCUUACGAAAGGAUAACUUGCUUGACGAGAAUGCGCCCGAAGAACAGAUGAGCGCUGAAGAAAUAGCUGAGAACUUGCAAAAUUCACUUCGAAACGUUCAAAUACGAUUUGAAGGAGUCAAAAGAAUUAACAACCCUUCAGACGAUCAUUUUUACAGGAUGGCACGCUUUGUGGCCGAAUUUACGAGUACAAAGUCGAAAUUAUUACGCAGGAUCGAAUUUCUUGAAUCGCAAUUAAAUCGCUAUCAACUGCCGUCGAACGAUGUGCCAACCAACUCGAAUGCAGUACAAUCCAAUGAAUUAUCAGAAAUCUGA
Anisakis simplex (herring worm) is the source of this 456-nucleotide messenger RNA. NCBI's taxonomy places the organism in Eukaryota, Metazoa, Nematoda, Chromadorea, Rhabditida, Anisakidae. The record is from the annotation of a GenBank genome assembly.